Messenger RNA from Saccostrea cuccullata (small rock oyster), 965 nucleotides. RefSeq lists its product as uncharacterized. Bases 153 to 965 code for a protein of 270 amino acids. NCBI's taxonomy places the organism in Eukaryota, Metazoa, Mollusca, Bivalvia, Ostreida, Ostreidae. The record is from RefSeq and is a predicted model, not a curated record. The transcript has 3 exons.
UAAAACCAGUUUAAAAAUCCGCCAAAUUAGAACUCAUUUUAAUCAUGACGCAAAAAUUAAAAAAUUACGUCAUUUAACCCAUUCCGAGCGUCUAAAAGGAUAAAUCAUAAAGAAACGUCAUUUCAUCGAAAAUCAAAAACUCCUGCUGCACAAUGACUGAUGGAAUUCAAUUUAAAAACAAUAGAAAUCGGGGAAAAAAUUUCGAUUCAAGUGAAAUUCAACUUUUAGCUGAUCUAGUGGAGAGAAAUGUUGACAUCAUUAAUAGCAAACUCACAAACAGCGUUACCAACGAGAAAAAGAAAAAAGUUUGGGACAACAUCACUGAGCAAAUUAAUGCCUUAGGGGUUUCCUGUCGCACAACUAAAGAAAUUAAAACCAAAUGGACGAAUAUGCACCAGACGGCAAAAAAGGAAUUUAGCAACAACAAACUUUCACAGAGGCGAACGGGAGGAGGACCCUGCGCCAAACCUUUGUCGACGGUUAGCGAAAAAAUUAUCGACAUCUAUAAAGAUUCUCCAACCUUUACUGGAUUGUCUGGAUUCGAGACUCAGGCAUCUGACGAAGGCAACAUAGAGAUACCGGUAUUGGGAUCACCACAAACUGUGUCAAUGCUUACGGAACUUCUCAUUCCGACAGCAAGCAAUAAACUCAACGAAGGAGAGUUAAAUGAGUGUUCUGAUCUACAUGUAGCACAGAAUCUGGUAACCGUGGCGGCGGAAGUGCAUGUAUCUGCGACAGAUGAGCCAACUACGACUGCGACGACAAACAUGGAGCCAAAUAUCUCCAAAACAGCGAGAACUCCAACUGAUCGUAGUCAACGUAGAAGAAUAAGGCCCGAAGAUGUUACAAGAAUGCAGUACGAAGUUUUGGUAGAACAGAAGAAGAAGAUACAGGAGCAAACUAUUUAUUAUCAAUUAAUGAACAAAAAAUUGCGGUUGGAAUUAGAUUUACCCAAUGAAGAUUAA